Messenger RNA from Aspergillus oryzae RIB40, 528 nucleotides. RefSeq lists its product as uncharacterized. The transcript has a single exon. Lineage: Eukaryota; Fungi; Ascomycota; Eurotiomycetes; Eurotiales; Aspergillaceae. The record is from RefSeq and is a predicted model, not a curated record. The coding region runs from base 1 to 528 and encodes 175 amino acids.
AUGAUUUUAAGAAUGUUCUGGCCCAGAGAAAAGGUCGAGACCUGGAAGAAACAGGUCUCAGGCCCAGCUGGGACAGAGAGCUGUUCAAAUAUGAUGUGUAUGGUCAACGUUGCCCAGAAUCUGUGGGGAAAAGCCCGUUUUGCCCUAAAACCACUGUCUAUAAGUGAGGAUCAGAAGGUUCUUAAAGUGCAGUUUUAUUGGCUGCCGAGACAUUCAUACUCUCGUGAGAUGCCAGCAAUCAGGACUCCAAGCCCUUUCCCUGGCAAUCUCUCCUCCAGCACCGUGAACGGUCAACACAGUGCGAAGCUGUUUAACAUUGCCACGGAUACGAAACUCUGCUCCGGGGACAUUAUCACCUUCGAGACUAAUGACCCGGUCGGUCACCCUCUUCCAUCCAUGGAGCUACUCAAUAUGCAGUGGGUCUUACACCGAGUUCUUGCCCUUAGCGGGGUUGCUAAUGCAACUGAUGAGGACCUUGAGCCUGAAUCAUAUCAAGAGGAUACUGAGAGUGACACCGAGGAAGAAUAG